UUCGUUUGCUUCCCGCUGGUACAUCGUGAUUCUCAGGAAUUUAAAAAUGCCAGUCCAUUUUUCCCUGCCUCAGGCUAUCUCCCGUUUCUGGGGAAAGGAAGGUCAUGCCACUAGUAAAGGGCGGCCAAUAACCCUCACCACGCCAAAGCCUCAUCAUGAUUUCGUAUUUAGCCCCGGUUAUCGUUCCAGUGGAACACCUUAUAUAAUAAUAACUGACUCACGACGGAAGACAGUUUCGUCAACCGAGUCCCCAUGCUCCGUCGAAAUCAAUCAAUUAAGUAUGUUCUCUCUGAAUGGUAUGUGUCGCGCUGGACGAAUUUUGCGAAAUAUCUUCGUGAAGAAGCAUUCUUCGGGAAUAUCUGGAUCCAAAACUACGCGAGAUGAACCACUAUUUCCCAACUGCUCCGGUGCCGGAACCGACCCACCAUCGGGUCAUCAGCAAGAGGAGCCACGACAAUACUCCAGGUUCGACGAGAAUUCAGUAACUGGCUCAUACUCGGACAUUCAGGCUCUUCAUGGAUCGGAACGUCCAGAGGAGCGAGGCGAGUCCAUCAAUGUGCUUCCCUCCCUCCCUUUCGAGAAUGAUGGAUCGAGAACCCCAGGGGUGUGCCAAAAUCUGGAUCAAUUCGAUUUUGUAUACGACAUAAUCGUACAGUCUCCCAUGGGAUCCAAACUCCGGCGACGUCUGACCCUCAAGUUCGAUGCGGAUGUCAAUAUAAUGUCGGACGAUAUGCAACAUAGACUGGGUACUGAGCUAAGACCUUAUCACGGAGGCCCCAUUUCAAUAACGGGACAGUCGCACAUAUUCCCUGUCGGAACUGUUGGUGUUUCAUGGACGUUUUGUGGGCAGCCCAGGAUUUACAAAACCGAUUUCUAUGUUGUUCCGGAUACGAACUAUGAUUGUCUUAUCGGCAGGCCAUCAAUGCGCAGUCACGAGCUGUAUCGAGUGGAUCCAGAAAUCACCAGACGCUUAAACACAUCAUACCAUGAGCAAAAUGGUACCCAGGAAUAAUACAGUGAACAGAAAUAAAUGGUGGAAUAUGUAAAUAUUCUCAGUUGGAUUUGCCUUUCAGUGAUGUAAUUUGAUAACUGGCACUAUUUAUUGGAAUAUGUGGCACAAUGGCAUGGG
This is a messenger RNA of Aspergillus eucalypticola CBS 122712, 1129 nucleotides long. Its product is annotated as retropepsin-like aspartic protease. The transcript has 2 exons. NCBI's taxonomy places the organism in Eukaryota, Fungi, Ascomycota, Eurotiomycetes, Eurotiales, Aspergillaceae. The coding region runs from base 47 to 1012 and encodes 321 amino acids. The record is from RefSeq and is a predicted model, not a curated record.